AUGGAGAUAUUACUAGCAUUGGAUUAUGUGCGCCUAUCAGCAUUUGCUGUGUUGCUGCUUUGGGUCAUUGGAGAGCUUCUCAAACUGAAGAAGGGACAACAUGAGGCAGGAAGUGGUGUCGUGAUUUCAGCAGAAAGGAAGGGGGUGACCCUACUCCCAUCACACAUAAUUUCAGUCUGCAAUGCCUCAAUCAAGUCAAUACAUGUUGGCUUUGCUGUUCUUGGAGUUUGGAAGCACCAAACCAUCUCCAUGGGCUUCAUCUUCGCCUCACUGUCAUGGAUUUUGGUGACUCUCUUCUCAGUCUACUGCAAACACAAAGGAGCAAGACUUGGAUCAAACUGGCCUGCAGUUCUUGUUUAUUGGUGGGUCUUCAGCUCCCUGUUAGAAUCACUACUCACUUCAUUGCAUUUGCUCCACCUAAUCAGCUCUGCAACUGUAGUCAAUUUUACUUCGCUGCCCUUCGGCGCCAUCAUAUGUCUGUGUCUAGUUGCAAUAGCCAUGAGAACCUCUGAAGCAAACCAAGAUGAACGGAACCAACCAUUGCUCAUGAGGGAAGACAGUGGCGAUAGCAGCGGGGAUAGGUUUUCCAGUUCCAGGUGGUGUAGUCAGCUUACAUUCCAGUGGUUGAACCCGGUCUUUGAGAAGGGACACCAGGUACGGCUCGAGAUUGAACACAUCCCAGCUGUUCCUCAGUCAGAGACGGCAGACCAGUCGUAUGCAUUGCUUCAAGAAACAAUGCAUAAGCAAAAACCGGAGCCGAUGUCUGUACAAAAAGGCAUCAUUUGUGCUGUUUGGACACCUUUGGUCAUCAAUGCAGUCUUUGCAGGGCUUAACACUUUAGCUUCUUAUAUGGGACCAUUCUUGAUCACUUACUUAGUGAAGCUGCUCUCCGACAAGAACCCUGACAGAGGCCAUGGACAUGGAUACAUGCUUGCAAGCCUCUUCUUUGUAUCAAAGACAGUAGAGUCACUGUCACAGCGGCAGUGGUACUUUGGCGCUCGUAGAAUUGGAUUUCGGGUACGAGCAGCACUGAUGGUGUCCAUCUACAAGAAAUCCCUGUUGAUAAAGGACUCAACUGCAGGGACAGGAAGAAUUGUGAACUUCCUUGAUGUCGAUGUAGAGAAGAUUGGUGAGUUUUUCUGGUACAUCCAUGGAAUUUGGUUGCUGCCCUUGCAAGUCUCACUGGCACUUGUCAUCCUGUACCAUAGUCUUGGGAUGGCGGCAUCGCUAUCUGCUGCUUUUGCAACAGUGUUGAUCAUGGUGAGGAACACACCCCUGGCAAUGUCACAGAAGAAUCUCAACAUGAAGAUCAUGGAGGCGAAGGACCCACGCAUCAAGGCCACAGCAGAGGCUCUUAAAAGCAUGAGGAUUUUGAAACUGCAUGCAUGGGAGACAGCCUACUUGGACGAGCUUUUGAAGCUCAGGGAUGUGGAGAGAGGGUUGCUCAGAAGGUAUCUGUACACAUGCUCGGCAAUAGCCUUCCUCUUCUGGGCAUCACCAACGUUGGUCUCAGUUGUCACCUUUGGAAUUUGCAUUCUUGUAGACGUUCCAUUGUCGGCAGGAACUGUACUAUCAGCCCUUGCUACUUUCAGAAUCCUCCAAGAUCCAAUCUACAACCUCCCAGAGUUAGUGUCCACGGUCACACAAACCAAGGUGUCCCUAGAUAGAAUUGAAGAGUUCAUCAAAGAAGACCACCACACAAAGCCAAGUAGCAAUGGCAGUAGAAGUGGCACAGCGAAGCAGUCUGUGGCUGGCAUUGUGGAGAUUGGAGCAGGAGAAUACAGUUGGGAAGCCACUGACAACAACUUGAAGAAUACAAAGUUCACAUUAAAGAUUGAUAGAAAGGUGGACAUCAUGAAGGGUCAUAACGUUGCAGUGUGUGGGCCAGUUGGCUCAGGAAAAUCAAGUCUCCUUUGUGCCAUCAUGGGUGAGAUUCCAAGGGUCAGCGGUGCAAAAACAAUGGUUGUUGGGUCAAGGGCAUAUGUGCCACAGAGUGCAUGGACUCAAACUGGGACAAUUCAGGACAAUGUGCUCUUUGGGAAGGCCAUGGACAAGGCCCGAUAUGAUGAGGUGCUACAAGGGUGUGCUUUGAAUAAAGAUGUGGAACUAUGGGCUAAUGGAGAUAUGACUGUGGUAGGGGAAAGAGGCAUGAACCUAAGUGGUGGCCAGAAGCAGAGGAUUCAGCUUUCCAGAGCAUUGUACAGUGAUGCUGAUGUUUACCUCUUGGAUGAUCCCUUCAGUGCGGUUGACGCACACACUGGAGCACACCUCUUCAAGGAAUGUUUAAUGAGUCAAAUGUCCUCAAAGACAGUCAUCUAUGUAACUCACCAGCUAGAGUUUCUGCGAGAUGCGGAUCUUGUUUUGGGCUUGGGCACCAACAAAAAAUACAAGAAGCAAAUGGAGCACAGAGAGAUAGAGCCAGAUCACACUGUGCUAGGAAGGGAAAGUGAGGAAGAGCGUGAAUCUGGAAGGGUCAAAUGGGGUAUCUACCGAAAGUUUGUUACCUCAGCCUACAGGGGAGCCCUCAUUCCCAUAAUUCUUGUAUGCCAAGUCCUUUUCCAGGCAUUGCAGAUAUGUAGCAACUAUUGGAUUGCAUGGGCAUCAGAUAGGAAAGAACUAGCAUCAACAGAUCAAAGCACAGUUGACAUAGACAUUCCUUACAGGCUAGCAGGGCUGAUAUUUGCACUAAUUCAGCUCCUCAGUAUCGUUUUCAUUAUGUCCCAAAUUGCUUGGCCCAUACUAUUUUUAUUCAUAGUAAUAAUUUCCAUAUCUACUUGUUAUCAGAGCUAUUACAUCAGUUCAGCGAGAGAGCUAGCGAGGUUGGUUGGCAUUAAAAAGGCUCCAAUUCUCCACCAUUUUUCUGAGACCAUAUCAGGGGCUGCAACAAUUAGAUGCUUUAAUCAGGGAGAACUUUUUUUAAGAAAGAGCCUUACACUAAUAGACGACUACUCCCGCAUCACUUUCCACAAUGCAGCAACGAUUGAAUGGUUGUGUGUCCGUAUCAACUUCCUCUUCAACCUGGUAUCCUUUGUGAUGCUGGUCAUCCUUGCCUCCUUGCCUCAUGAUACUAUUGACCCAAGCCUUGCAGGGCUUGCAGCAACAUAUGGUCUCAACCUUAAUGUGUUACAAGCAUGGGUAAUAUGGAACUUAUGCGAUGUUGAGAACAAGAUGAUCUCAGUAGAGAGAAUUAUGCAAUUCUCAAACAUGCCAAGUGAGUCUCCUUUAGUGGUUGAAGACAACAGACCAAUGGAAAGAUGGCCAUGGUAUGGAACCAUUCAAAUUGAUGGUCUCCAAAUUAAGUACAAUCUUGACAUGCCUAUGGUGCUCAAAGGUAUAAGCUGCACAUUUCCUGGAGAAAGAAAAAUUGGGGUGGUAGGGCGAACGGGGAGUGGGAAGUCUACUCUCAUCCAGGCUUUGUUUCGGAUUGUCGAACCAUCUGCAGGACGGAUACUCAUAGACGGAGUCAAUAUGUCACUUUUGGGAUUACAUGAUUUGCGAUCUAGACUAAGCAUUAUACCUCAAGAACCAACUCUAUUCCAAGGCACUGUCAGAUCAAACCUAGACCCUCUACAACAAAAUACAGAUGCUGAAAUAUGGGAGGUUGCUAGUAAAUGUCGCCUUGAGGAGAUUAUUACAGAAGACAAUAGACUGUUAGAUGCACCAGUUGUUGAAGAUGGAGGAAAUUGGAGUGGAGGGCAAAGGCAACUUGUCUGCUUGGCCAGAGUGCUACUAAUGAAAAGAAAAAUACUUGUUUUAGAUGAAGCUACAGCGUCAGUUGAUACUGCAACUGAUAAUAUUAUCCAAAGUACUAUAAGGCAAGAAACAAAAACUUGCACGGUCAUAACAAUUGCACAUAGAAUUCCCACUGUGAUUGACAGUGACCUAGUUCUUGUACUUGGUGAAGGCAGGAUACUUGAGUACGAUUCUCCAAACAAUCUCCUGAGAGAUGAAUCAUCAGCGUUUUCAAAGUUGGUGAUGGAAUGUGUGGGAAGGACAGAUAACGUUAACUAG
Messenger RNA from Miscanthus lutarioriparius, 4011 nucleotides. NCBI's taxonomy places the organism in Eukaryota, Viridiplantae, Streptophyta, Magnoliopsida, Poales, Poaceae. The record is from the annotation of a GenBank genome assembly.